GCCAUUUUGUUAGCUAGCCUGAGGUUACAGAGGUUAGCUGCGUACCGCUGCAAGUAGUCACUGUGAGCUGACCAUUUCGUACUUUAAUUUCAUCGAAUAAGAUACCUUGUCGAUGUUGUCAUUUGCGAGCAGUUUUUGCACACACGCACGUAGACAAAAGGGAGACUCGUGCUUUUGUUGACAGUAAACGCAGCGGGAAACUGGAUGGUCAUUCAUUUUUCAAGCGGUCUGGAGUUUGCUAGCUUGUUAGCUAGCUAGCUGGCUAACUUGUUUACUCGUGCUGCCCGCGUAGAAGAACAGUCAACUUCUAGUAUUAAUGGCCACGAGCUAUUAAAUGUUAUAGAAUUGUGGAGCGAGCGUUAGCCCUUCACAAAGUGUGUCUAUUUGCGUUUGACUGCUAUUGCAUUUCAGUUGCGUCACUAAGCUAACAGAAGUAAACUUCGGCAGAGAUCGACGCUGCGAACCCGUGUGUAUCACAAAGGUGUUUAGUGGGAACUUGAGCUCCAUCAGCUGAUUCCACUUGGCCCAGAGCUCAGCCAUUCGGACACCAUGUCGGAGUUGUAUAUUCGUGUGGCUGAGGAUGAAAACGAGGAGCCCAUGGAGAUCCCAUCGGAGGACGACGGCACUGUUUUGCUGUCAUCAGUAGCGGCUCAGUUUCCAGGGGCGUGCGGGCUGCGGUACAGGAACCCGGAGUCCCAGUGCAUGAGGGGGGUCCGGCUUCUGGAGGGGGUCCUGCAUGCUCCCGAGAACGACUGGGGAAACUUGGUCUAUGUCGUCAAUUACCCCAAAGAUAACAAAAGGAAGAUGGAGGAAAUAGACGCUGCCUCAGCCGUGAAAAUAAAAAGGGGCUUUCAGAAGACAUCAGAUCUCAUUGUCCUCGGGCUGCCAUGGAAAACAACAGAACAAGACCUUAAAGAUUAUUUCACUACAUUUGGGGAAGUCAUCAUGGUGCAGGUCAAGAGAGAUGCAAAGACUGGCAACUCAAAAGGCUUUGGGUUUGUCCGGUUCACAGACUAUGAGACGCAAACCAAAGUGAUCGCUCAGAGACACAUGAUAGAUGGACGAUGGUGUGACUGCAAACUUCCCAACUCAAAGGCGUGUCCUGAUGAGCCCAUGCGGAGCCGUAAAAUCUUUGUUGGCCGCUGCACAGAGGACAUGACAACUGAUGAACUGAGGCAGUACUUCAUGCAGUAUGGCGAAGUCACUGAUGUCUUUAUCCCAAAACCUUUCCGAGCGUUUGCUUUUGUCACAUUUGCUGAUGACCAGGUUGCCCAGGCCCUGUGUGGAGAGGACUUGAUCAUCAAGGGCGUCAGUGUGCACAUCUCCAAUGCUGAGCCCAAACACAAUAAUAGUAGGCAAAUGAUGGAUCGAGGGCGGUUUGGGGCUGGUGGGUUCAGUCAGGGAUAUGGCAGUAAUCGCGGUGGGCUAGGCAGUGGUAGCGGUGGGGUUAACUUUGGGGCUCUCGGCCUUAACCCGGCAAUGGUGGCUGCUGCCCAGGCAGCACUGCAGAGCAGUUGGGGAAUGAUGGGCAUGCUGGCUAACCAGCAGGGCCUGACCACGACGGCAGGCACAGCCACCACGACCCGAGACCAGACCUAUAGCUCUGCCAGCACCAGUUACAGCAGCCCCAGUUCAGCUAGCCUCGGCUGGGCUGCAGGCACUAAUACCGCCUCCAGUAGCGGCUUCAGCUCUGGCUUUGGCAACUCUAUGGAGUCUAAAUCUUCUAGUUGGGGAAUGUAGAUAGCUUUGAGUUGACCUUUUUUUGUUGUUGUUGUUGCUAUUAGGUUAAUCUGGUAAGUAUACCUAUGGGGGAACUGCUUAUAUCUUACGUUCCUAUUAUUUAAAGAUACACUGCCUUUUAUUUUGUUAAAGAGAAAAUUUAUACUUGCGUGUGACUGAUUAUGUAGUCAUGCAUUGAAUGGGUGAAAAGUUUGUAAGUGGAAACUGCCACACUCCCUUGUUUUGGUUUUGAGAAAAUGUUACACUGUGCAUGCAAGAUAAGUAUUUAUAAACAUGCACGAGUAUGUCGAGAGCCCCUUCAGCCACCUGUAAACUGGGCUUGAUAUAAGUAUAGUAUAUGUGUAUGCAGUUGAUUGCAUCUUUUUGUUUGUUUUUUGUUUGACGUCUUUUGGAAACGCCUUCAUGAAAAUCUCUUCUGCAGUUCACCAACUCUUUCCCCAAUUCCCGGGAGGAAGCGCCUCAUUGGCAGCAAUGUUCGCCAGAUCUCAGUAUCAAUUCCCCUCUUCCCAUGUGUAAAUGCUUUGUCAUCAAAGAACACAGCUUCACUCUUCAUAUACUGUGUUAGACGGUGGGUGUUGUCUUUUUUUCCUCUCCCCUUUUUUUAUGGAUAUAAAAAUCGUGUCUGCUCUUGUUCGUUUUUUCGAGAUCAAUGAGUGGGAUUGAUGUUGGACCGAGUGAGAGUGAGCGAACGGGAGAGCAAGAAAGCACGUGUGAGAAGGACUGACUGUGCACAUUUCUUUAAAACAGACAAAUGCCUGCAAGAGUUGAGAAGAACUUGGCUUUUGUGCGAGUGUGAGAGGAAGAAGCAAGUACGAGUGUGUUCCUAAUGGCCAUCACAAGGACUCUUAAUUGCGUCUCGAGAUCCCUAUGGUCUCUGCUUUCACUCAUCGUUUUCUAUCAACUUUAAUUCUUUAAAAACACAGUGAAAUGUCAAGUGCUAUGAGUAUUUGUAUUCUUUCGUAGCUUCUUCUUGCUGUCUGAUUUGAUGUGAGUGCUUUGAUGUGUCUGACUGUGCUUUAUUUUUUCUCCUUGUUAUCACCCUCUGUGUGUGAAAAUGUGACUUUGUGCUGAGGUCUGUCUGGGGGAAAACACUGAAAGUGUGUUGAAGUUUGGAAGUGAGCUCAGAGGUUGAAAGUUUGUGUUUGAAGUGGUUAUGAAUGCAUUUUCUAUGUUUUGUGAAUCAAAGGGAAGUCUGAAAUAAAACUGAAUUUGACUAGGUAUGAUA
Messenger RNA from Acanthopagrus latus (yellowfin seabream), 2965 nucleotides. It is a transcript of the gene tardbpl, whose product is annotated as TAR DNA binding protein, like. Gene Ontology annotation, cellular component: nucleoplasm. The transcript is spliced from 5 exons. NCBI's taxonomy places the organism in Eukaryota, Metazoa, Chordata, Actinopteri, Spariformes, Sparidae. The coding region runs from base 550 to 1740 and encodes 396 amino acids. The record is from RefSeq and is a predicted model, not a curated record. Gene Ontology annotation, molecular function: RNA binding. Gene Ontology annotation, biological process: regulation of gene expression.